This is a messenger RNA of Onychostoma macrolepis, 1325 nucleotides long. RefSeq names its product membrane-spanning 4-domains subfamily A member 4A-like. The record is from RefSeq and is a predicted model, not a curated record. Lineage: Eukaryota; Metazoa; Chordata; Actinopteri; Cypriniformes; Cyprinidae. The transcript has 8 exons. The coding region runs from base 200 to 982 and encodes 260 amino acids. Gene Ontology annotation, cellular component: membrane.
UCUCACACACACACUAUCUCUCUCUCUCUCUCUCUCUCUCUCACACACACACACACACUAUCUCUCUCUCUCUCACACACACACUCCUGUCCCACCCACUUCUCUACGCCGCUGGAUAAGACCCUGUUUCUGAAGUCUCUGAACCAAAGAUUACGAUUUCUGUCUUAUUUAUCGGUCGGUUUGAGAUUCAGAAACCAGAAUGUCUCACACUGUCAUACCCAUGAACUCUUCAACGCUCGUCGUCCAGUUUCAACCAGCAACACAAACAGCUCAUGUUACGACAGCGACAAAUGCUCCUGUGCCUGUUUAUGUACAACAGGUAGCAGGAGGUUCACCUCUUCAAGGACUUCAGGCAUUUCUGAAAGGACAACCAAAGGCCCUCGGGACGGUCCAGAUAAUGAUCGGUGUGUGGACUCUCCUGUUAGGCAUUGUGUGUUCAGUUUAUGCAGAACCCAUCUUUGUCUAUAGUGGUAUUCCUUACUGGGGAUCUCUCAUCUACAUUACCGCAGGCGCACUCUGCAUUGCUGCAGAAAAUAAAAUGAAUUCACCCUCCAGUUUGUGUUUGGUGAAUGCUUCACUCGGAAUGAGCAUUUUCAGUACUAUAACCGCAGGCAUUGCCAUUAUUUUACUUUCACUGGAUUUGGUUAUAGGUCCACACAGUUACUGCUACGACGGUGGCUGUUAUUCCACGAGACAGUAUGCUACUCUCUUCAGUGGAACCAGAGGUGUGUUGUUGGUAUUUGCCGUGCUUGAGUUUAUCAUCUCCAUCUGUCUGUCAGCAUUUGCCUGUAAAGCCGGCGCCUGCUGUUGUGUUUCUCAGGUGCAGUUUGCCCAGGUUUUACCACCACAGCCCUCUGAUUUCAGGCCCAGUCAUGUCCAUGAUCUUAACAGCUCAGAGAUACCUGUGGUCAGCAGCUCCUCCAUUCAUCACCAUCCUGCAGACGCUCCUCCACAGUACAGUGAAUUCAAGCAAUAUGAAUAAGUGGGCUGUGUUACCUUAUGAAACAAAAAAUAUAUGGGAAUGUAUUAGAAAAUAUAAUGCAAUAUAUUAAAUAAUAUAUUUCUAUAUAUUGUUAUCUUAUAUUCUUAAACAUACUGCAAUAUAUACUGCACCGCAAUUUUACAUGUAAUAGCUUUAUUAAAACACUCAAUUUCUGUUUCAAGAGUUAUUGCUUAAGUUUACAUAUAGCUGAACACUCACAUUUCUCUCACUUUAUUGUUUGCAUAGUAACAUUUCAUAUAUGAAAAUAAUUGAAAUAUAAAAGAAAACUGUACUGAAAAGACAUUAAAAGUUUUGGACUUUUAGACGUCUUAUUAAAAUCAUG